UAAAUCUCUCUCUCCCCUCUCUCUGUCUCUCUAUCUCUCUAGACCAGAAAGUACAUCUCAAUAUUUCCGCCAUGGCGAUUGUCAAAGCUCUUCACACUACGUUCGGAGUUUUUGGGAACAUUACUGGCUUAUUUCUCUUCUUGGCCCCAGUGAUUACUUUCAAGAGGGUGAUUAAGAAGAGAUCAACUGAGGACUUUUCUGGAAUACCAUAUGUUAUGACACUACUCAAUUGCUUGCUCUCCACCUGGUAUGGUCUGCCACUGGUAUCACCAAACAACAAACUGGUAUCAAUCAUCAAUGGGACAGGAGCAGGGCUUGAGGGAAUCUAUGUGCUUAUUUUCCUCAUCUUUGCGCCCAAGAGAGAAAAGGCCAAAAUCUCUGCCCUAUUGGCUGUGGUGCUCUCUAUUUUCUCUGCAGUCGCUUUGGUAUCUCUGCUUGCUCUUCACGCCCAUGCCAGGAAACUUCUCUGUGGUUUUGCUGCUACAAUUUUUUCCAUCAUUAUGUAUGGCUCUCCUCUCUCUAUCAUGAUGAUGGUGAUUAGAACGAAAAGCGUGGAGUUUAUGCCAUUCUUCUUGUCGUUGUUCGUUUUCCUGUGUGGUACUUCAUGGUUCGUCUAUGGACUCCUUGGCAAGGACCCUUUCAUUGCAGUGCCAAACGGUGUCGGAUCGCUGUUGGGAAUGGUGCAGCUGAUAUUGUAUGCUAUAUAUCGUGGUAACAAAGGGGAAGGCAAGAAAGCUAACAACAGUGAUGGUUGUGUGGAGAUGGGGAAUGGAAACAAAGUGAACGGUCAAGAUGGAACUGCUUAAUUACUUUUCAGAUUAUUUACUCAAUCACAAUGUGCUCUGCUAUUUUAUGUUUCUUUUUCUUUCAAUUAAUUGUACUAAAGCCACGAGGAGACCCAAUUCAAGAGAGAGAGAGAAAAAAAAAUGGAGAAAAUGUUCAGUGGGCCA
Messenger RNA from Ipomoea nil (Japanese morning glory), 950 nucleotides. Its product is annotated as bidirectional sugar transporter SWEET1-like. The coding region runs from base 72 to 806 and encodes 244 amino acids. Gene Ontology annotation, cellular component: membrane. The record is from RefSeq and is a predicted model, not a curated record. Gene Ontology annotation, molecular function: sugar transmembrane transporter activity. The transcript is spliced from 6 exons. Gene Ontology annotation, biological process: carbohydrate transport. NCBI's taxonomy places the organism in Eukaryota, Viridiplantae, Streptophyta, Magnoliopsida, Solanales, Convolvulaceae.